Lolium perenne is the source of this 627-nucleotide messenger RNA. RefSeq lists its product as uncharacterized. The record is from RefSeq and is a predicted model, not a curated record. Lineage: Eukaryota; Viridiplantae; Streptophyta; Magnoliopsida; Poales; Poaceae.
AUGAAGCAGGAGAAGGAGCAGGGAGAGGGCGGCGGCGGGAAGAGCAAGCUGGGGCGGUGGCUGGGCGCGCCGGUGCGGGCGCUGUCGCGGGCGUGCGACUCGUACGUGCGCAAGAUGUCGGCGUGCGCGGGCGCCAUGCCCACGCAGUACGGCGGCGCCGGGGGCCGCGCCGGGUACGGCGGCGCGCGCAUGCAGCAGGCGGCCACGUUCAGCUCGCGGUCGACGCGGCGGGGCGGGGACGACGACGACGUCAACGAGCUCGUGCGCGCCAUGUCGCAGCGGCAGCAGCAGCGGGAGCGGGGCGUGCCCGCUGCGACCGUGCAGGCGAGGAGCCGCAGCGUGGCGGUCGGGCGGAUCGACGAGGACGCGCCGUUAGAAUUCGGCACCGACGCCGGUAGCGUGGGGCUCCCGCCGCUGGCCGUGCGGAGGACCCGCAGCGCCGCGGUGGUCGGCGCGGGCCUCCCGCCGCGUGUCGGUGGCGGCGGCGGGUUCGGCGCCUCCGCCGUCACGAGGAAAGCUGCCGGCGGCGUCGGCGCCGGCCUCCCGCCGCGGGUCGGCGGUGGCGGGUUCGGCGCCUCCGCCGUCGCGAAGAGAGCUCCCGGUGGCGGCAUCGUUUACGGCGGCUAG